AUGGUCAAAACCUCCGUUCUCAACGAUGCUCUCAAGAGCAUCAACAACGCCGAGAAGGCCGGCAAGCGCCAAGUCAUGAUCCGACCCAGCUCCAAGGUCAUCAUCAAGUUCUUGUCUGUCAUGCAGAAGCAUGGCUACAUUGGCGAGUUCGAGGAAGUUGAUGACCACCGAAGCGGCAAAAUUGUCAUCCAGCUCAACGGUCGUCUCAACAAGACCGGUGUCAUCUCCCCCCGCUACAACGUCCAACUUCGUGAUCUGGAGAAGUGGGUUGUCAAGCUGUUGCCGUCUCGUCAAUUCGGGUACAUCGUCCUGACCACCAGCGCCGGCAUUAUGGACCACGAGGAGGCCAGGAGAAAGCAUGUCUCCGGAAAAAUCAUUGGGUUUUUCUACUAG
Molecule: messenger RNA, 393 nt
Organism: Capronia coronata CBS 617.96
Lineage: Eukaryota; Fungi; Ascomycota; Eurotiomycetes; Chaetothyriales; Herpotrichiellaceae
Product: 40S ribosomal protein S22
Exons: 2
Coding region: 1-393 (130 amino acids)
Biological process (GO): translation
Cellular component (GO): cytosolic small ribosomal subunit; ribosome
Molecular function (GO): structural constituent of ribosome
Source: RefSeq, a predicted model, not a curated record